GUUUCGUUGGUUUGGUUUCAGUUCCGUUUGCAACUUAUCCCACAGUGUGUGAAUUCCGUGAAUCCAGGCCAGCCCAAAGAUGGAUCAGAAUAAUGCCCAGCUAGUGGAGAACAUGUUUGCCCUGGAUAACGACAAUAGUGGCCCCGUGGAAGAUGACGAAGAUGAGGAAGAGGUUCUGAUGACUUCCAAGCAGGUGUUGGAUGCAUUGCAACAAGCUUGGUUGAACGAAAAAUUUGCCGUUCAAAUCCUACCGUACAAGGAAGCUAUCGUCGAUAUGGUCAUGAGCCAACUAGUUUACAUGGAAGAAAAUUUGGCCAAUACAAACAAGAAUGAAAUGCUCUACAUUACGCACCGUAUGGAAGUGGAACGGAUACGGUACGUGCUGGCCAGUUAUCACCGCUGUCGGUUACAGAAAAUCGAAGAGUACGCUUUUCACAUACUGGAAGAGGAGUCGAAACGGGCACCGGAGGCCAAGCGGCUUUCCGCCGGGGAGCAACAGUUCGCGGCGGAUUUCUACAAAAGUGUUGAAAAUCAUUUUCAUCAGCUUGCGGUGCGGCAUAUGCCGCAGAACCACCAGGACGAUGAGCACGUGCGGAAGGUGGUCCCGAACGUGGACAGUUACGUUUUCAUUCGCGCCAAAGAAAACGUGGCGGAUUUUGCGAUCAGUGCCGAUCACGAGACCAUCAACAUAGCGGCCGGGUCGAUUCAUAUGUUUAAGUAUCGGGAUGUGGAACCGUUGGUUCUGGAGGAGAUAGUUGAUCUACUGUAGAAUAGGAUAGGAUUAUGUAAAGUUUAGUUAUAUCGUUUGUUCUACUCGUUCUGCUAGGCUAGU
Messenger RNA from Sabethes cyaneus, 832 nucleotides. It is a transcript of the gene Sld5, whose product is annotated as DNA replication complex GINS protein SLD5. NCBI's taxonomy places the organism in Eukaryota, Metazoa, Arthropoda, Insecta, Diptera, Culicidae. Bases 80 to 769 code for a protein of 229 amino acids. Gene Ontology annotation, biological process: DNA-templated DNA replication; double-strand break repair via break-induced replication. Gene Ontology annotation, cellular component: GINS complex. The transcript is spliced from 2 exons. The record is from RefSeq and is a predicted model, not a curated record.